Messenger RNA from Neltuma alba, 1275 nucleotides. RefSeq names its product GDSL esterase/lipase 1-like. Gene Ontology annotation, molecular function: lipase activity. The record is from RefSeq and is a predicted model, not a curated record. NCBI's taxonomy places the organism in Eukaryota, Viridiplantae, Streptophyta, Magnoliopsida, Fabales, Fabaceae. Bases 12 to 1142 code for a protein of 376 amino acids. The transcript has 5 exons.
ACGAGACAAACAUGGGAAGUUUGAGGGUUCUCAUGUAUUUCAUGUUUUUUGAUGUUAUCGUUUUUGUUCAAAUGACUCACUGCCAAAGCAAAAUCUGCCUUCCGGAGAAGCAAGCAGCCUUGUUCAUAUUUGGAGACUCACUAUUUGAUUUCGGAAACAACAACUACAUCAAUACCACCACUUUUCUUCAGGCAAACUUCGAUCCGUACGGCGAAACUUUCUUCAAGUAUCCCACCGGAAGAUUUUCCGAUGGACGGGUCAUCCCAGAUUUCAUUGCUGAAUAUGCCAAGUUACCACUGUUACUACCAUAUCUGCACCCAGCAACGUUCGAGGAUUACUAUGUCUAUGGGGCAAAUUUCGCAUCAGCAGGAGCUGGAGCUCUGGUUGAAACUGGUCUAGGAGCUGUGAUAAACCUGAAAACUCAAGCAAGCUACUUCAAACAAGUGAGCCAGAAAUUGAGACAGAAACUGGGAGAUGAAGAAGCCAAGGCAUUACUUGCGAGAUCUGUCUACAUCUUUGACGUUGGAGGCAAUGAUUAUGGAAGUCCUUUCUUGGCGAACUCAAGUUCUGUCAUUCUUCCUUAUCCUCAACAACAAUUUGUUGAUUUUGUGAUUGGCAACAUAUCAAGCGUCAUCAGGGAGAUUUAUGACGAAGGUGGGAGAAAAUUCGGAUUAUUUAAUGUGGGGCCUUUGAGUUGUUUUCCAAUACUUAGGAUGCUUAAAAAUGGAAGCAGUUUAGAUGCAUGCCAGGAAGAAGGAGCUUCAGCACUUGCAAGAUUACACAGAAGAGAUCUUCCCAUAAUGCUUCAGAAUCUCGAGAAACAGCUUGAGGGAUUCAAGUACUCCCUUACUGACUAUUACAAUGCUCUCAUUGAAGUAAUGGAAGAUCCUUCCAAAUAUGGUUUCGAAGAAGGAGAAGUGGCCUGCUGUGGAGGUGGGCCAUACAGAGGAGAUUACAGCUGUGGAGGCAAAAGAGGGAUUGAAGAUUAUGAGUUGUGUGAGAAUGUCAACGAACAUGUCUUCUUCGAUUCUAUUCAUCCAACAGAAACUGCUGCUCAACAUUUUGCCAACCUCAUGUGGACUGGAACUGGAAAUUUCACUCACCCUUACAAUCUGAAACAACUCUUCGAAUUUCAUGUUUGAAUUUCAAUAGGAAGAAGUUGUUGUGAAGAUAGUCCUUCUCUCAUCACAUGCGCACGAGAUAUUAUGGAUUUGUAAUUCCAAGCUGUUAUCAUUUUGAUCAAAUAAAUAAACAAGAUUACUUGUGCUUCAUCCU